Messenger RNA from Cucurbitaria berberidis CBS 394.84, 1571 nucleotides. Its product is annotated as GroES-like protein. The record is from RefSeq and is a predicted model, not a curated record. Gene Ontology annotation, molecular function: zinc ion binding; oxidoreductase activity. The coding region runs from base 146 to 1213 and encodes 355 amino acids. NCBI's taxonomy places the organism in Eukaryota, Fungi, Ascomycota, Dothideomycetes, Pleosporales, Cucurbitariaceae. The transcript is spliced from 5 exons.
UUGAGCUUGUGUCGUCAGAUCUCGGGCCACAUUCGUUCUUGAAAUUACAUCCUACUCUUCUCUACUUCAUUUCGUAAUUCUCUCUUGCUCCUUGCCGACAUCUCCGGGCUUCUCAUAUCCCGUCAAAUUCAGGUACAGACCAAAUAUGGCAACAGACACGAUGAAGGCAGUAGUGUUCAAGGGCCCUGGGAAAGUGAUCAUCGAGGAUCGACUGAUACCGAAGAUCAAAGAGCCAAGAGACAUUAUUGUGAAAGUCGACAAGACAGCACUAUGCGGGAGCGAGCUACACGUCUUCCGUGGCCACCAGCCAUCCGGCACCGACUUCAUCAUGGGCCACGAAUUCACAGGCCACGUGCACCAAGUAGGCUCAGCUGUGAAAAGCCUCCGAGUAGGCGAUCGAGUCGUCUCUCCCUUUACGACGUCCUGCGGUGAAUGCUUCUACUGCACGCACGGCUACUCUUCUCGCUGCGUCGAGAGCCAGCUAUUUGGCUGUACAGCGCUGGACGGUGCGCAGGCAGAAUACGUGCGUGUACCGCUUGCGGAUUCGACGGCCGUCAAGGCACCGUCUGGAAUCAAAGACGAGGCAUUGGUCUUGAUGGCGGAUAUUUUCCCUACAGGGUUUUUUGCAGUCAAGAAUGCUUUCAAGGAGGCUACGGCUGAGGAGAUUAGGGGCAGUGUGGUUGUGCUGGUUGGGUGUGGGCCGGUUGCGCUUUGUGCGCUUUGCAAUAUCACUGACUACAAGCCGAAACAUAUACUCGCUGUUGACUCGGUGCCUUCGCGUCUUGAGCUCGCGAGGUCGCUUGGCGCUGAACCGUGGAACUUCCAGACUGACCGCGAGGGGCUGGACAAGCGCGUCAAAGAGCUCACAGAUGGCCGUGGCGCCGACGUCGUGAUAGAAGUAGUGGGCUUGGCACCAGCUCUCAGGAUGGGCUUCGAGCUGCUGAGACCAUGGGGCGUCAUCAGUUCUGUGGGCGUGCACAACGGCGAGAUACCGUGGACAGGCACCGAGGCGUAUGGCAAGAACAUCAGGGUGCAGAUGGGCAGGUGUCCAGUCAGGAGUGUCUUUGAAGAGGCGUUGGAGGGCUUGAAGAGGCAUCAGGACAAGCUUGGGUUCAUGGCCGACAAGAUGAUGCCAUUGAGUGAAGCAGUCGAAGGCUACGACAUAUUCGAUAAGAUGAAGGUGCAGAAGGUAGUUUUCGAGGCGCAAAAGUAGUGUUUGAGGGUACACGUCAGGUCAGGAGCGUCGAGUCAACCUUGAUUGAAUUGAAGUGCAGGUGCAGUUGCAGGGCGUCAACUAGAGGUGUCAAUUAGAGAGGCUGGGCCAAUGAGAAGCCUGACCAGAGCCAAUAUCACCGGAUACAUCUGUCGUUGGCUCGCAGUGUGAAUGUUCCUGGUCCUGGUCCUGGUCCUGGCUGCAGCGUCGUGGAGACGGAUGGCCGUUGGCUAUGGUCUGUGCGCUACGAGACCCCGCAGUGGUGCUUCGCGGAUGGGGCGCUCGCUGAAGCUUGACGACCAGCCGGCUUUCACACAAACACACACAUAUACGCGCCAUGGCAGCGCCUACAAUGCAC